Messenger RNA from Cinara cedri, 9893 nucleotides. The record is from the annotation of a GenBank genome assembly. NCBI's taxonomy places the organism in Eukaryota, Metazoa, Arthropoda, Insecta, Hemiptera, Aphididae.
UUUCACUUCAUUUUUGUAAUUUUUAAUCAUUGAUUACCAUUAUUAAACUAGUUUUGAAUUUCUUGAAAACGGUCUUUGUAAUUGAGUUAUAAUUACCUUUCAAAAUGUCUUUACCUCGUGCAGUUAUUGGUAUGUUGCGCAGCAAAACUAUUUAUUCUAUAUCUAUUAGAAAAGUGGUAUCGCACGAACCAUGGAAGCCUGGUCCAUAUCCAAAAACUGAAGAAGAACGUGUAGCUGCUGCUAAAAAAUAUGGUUUAUUACCAGAAGAAUAUGAACCCUAUCCAGAUGAUGGUUUAGGUGCUGGUGACUAUCCAAAAUUACCAGAUAUUGGACAGGAUUCCAAAAGUGAAUAUUAUCCAUGGGACUGUCCCGAACAUAAUAGAAAUUUUGGUAAAAUGAUUUAAAUAUAUUUUAGGAUUAAAUAAUCCUAGGGUAUGAUGUUUAUUUUUUCUUUUUCAGGUGAAAUAAUGCAUCUUCGAUCUGAUUUGUGGGGGUCAGACAAAGGUGACCCAAAUUAUAAGGAAAAAGCUAGAUUCCCUGACUGGCAAAGAGUGUCUGCACUUUUUAUUGCCAUUUUUGGAUUAGGUGGUUUGAUGUACAGUGGUGAUUUUUUGUGUAAACGAUAUGCAAAGUACAUGCCUAAACAAUGGCCACAAGAUGAACUAAAACAUUAUACUUAUUCUGAUAAAUAUUUUUGAUUUGUUAUUAAAAUUAUUUGAAUCUAUGUAGUACUUAUUCACAUUUAAUGAAUUUUUAAUUUUGUUGUAUAGGUAACUAAAAGUUGAUGAAAUAUCACGUACAAGAAUAAAUAAACUAUAUGCUAAUACAUUUAUAAACUGUAUUAUGCAUCCCAAACAAUGAACUAAUAGACUUAGAAUUAUUUUAUAAAACCUAAUGUUUACCUAUAUUUUGAUUAGGAUUUUGUUAUAAUUAUGUUUUCAAUUAAAUGAGCUUCAUUACUUAAAAUCAAGUACACAAAUCUUAAAUUUAAAAUACAAUGUGAUGUAUUUUGUUAAAUUGUUGGUUAGUUAUAAAUCUUAAUAAUAUAUAAUUAUAAUAAUUUAAUAUUUUCAAUUUGCCAUUUUUUUUUUUUGUGUCAGGAACUUUUUAUCAAAAAUCUUUGAUCUAUCAAGUGUAGCACCUUUUCUGAAAGAAAAUUUUACCUAGUUUGUGCAAUAAUAUAUUUUUUUGAUUUUCCUAGGAAUUUUUUCAACAAAUGUGAAAAACGGGAAAAUCAGUACAUUAAACAAAAUAUUUAGUGCCUAUUUAAUUAUUUUAUCAUAAUGUGACAUGUAUAUUGUUGACAAAUCAUCAAUAUCAAUUGAACUACACUCAGAAUUGUUUUUUUCAUUAGCAAUGAAUGCACCCGUCCUCAUUAUCGAGUGUCUUAUUGUUGUUGAUUUUUGUCGGCCUUUGGUUUAUUGAAUAAAUAAAUAAUUAAAAUACAGUUUGAUGUUAAUAACAAUAUUAUUUAAUAUUUACAAAUAACUUGUUAUUAUUUAUACUUAAUACGUUAUUUUAUUUUAUAAUUUUGAAAUUUUUUGGAUGUCUUAAAUCACACGUUAAACAAUACCUAUUAUAGUAAGUAGGUAACAAUGUUUUGUUGUCAAGCAGUUUUAUGCUAACCUGAUUAGUAAGUAGUAGUAACUGCAAGACAAAAAUAUGUCAUGUAUCUAAGAUACAUGAUCAAAAACUAUAUGUAGCAUUCACUUAGUGAAAUUAUUUUCAAUUAGUAGAUACACAAUUAUAUACAUAUUGUGUAAUACAUAUAUUUAUUUUUUUUUAAUGCCUGCUAGUUUAAUUAAAUUUGAUUUUAUAAUUUAUGACAAAUUAAUUUAUUAUACUUUUAGAUUUUGAAUGUAGCGAAGAAUGUAUAUGUUUUACAGUGAUGUUUAUUUUUUUAUUAUUUCAUACUGGGUACAAAGAUCGCACUAAUGUAUACAGUGGCGCAAAAACUAUUCUUCAUAAGUGGGGGAGCAAAACAAAAAACCUAACAACUAUUAUAUAUUUGUUUGUGAUUGAUAAUAGAAAACCUUUCUUCAUAUUUUAUUCUAUUAAUGUAUUGAUAUAGUUAAUAUAACAUUGAAACAAAACAUAAAACAUACUUACUUUAUACCUAAAGUUUUACUUAAAAGUAACAAUAUAUAAAUUUACAAUAUUGAAUAUAUUAUAUAAUAUCAAUGUUACUGUAAAAUGUUACAAAUCAUAAUUAUACACUUAAACUGUAUUAAACAACAACGUACUCAUUUAAUAUUCAUAAUCAGUAAUCACUAAUCGUAAACUGUAAAAACCUAUAAAUAGCCUAAUGAUAUUGGAAUAGUAAAUAAUACGGUAUGUUGUGAAAACACCAUCCAGGACUGGUGGAAUUUCUCAAUAUAAUUUGGUAAAACAAAAGCACUCCAACAGAAAAUAUUUAUAAAAAUUACUCAAUAUGUUUAUAUGUGUUAAUAUUAUAAUAAUAAAUAAUAAUAAUAAUAUUAUUACAAACAUUCAUGAAAAUGAGACAAAUUUUGAAUACGUAAACUUAUAAAUUAAACGUAAUUUACAAUUGUAUACUUUGGAUUAUAUCUGAGGGGGUCAAUUGCCUCCUCUGCCCCUCUCUCACCGACACUACUGAUUGUAUACAAAUGUAGACCUUUUUCCUCUUUAUUAUCUUCCCAACCUCUUACCUACAAUGUGUAAUAUUGCCUCGCUUUUUUACUAUUAAAUACAACUUAUGAUGUCAAAACAGUUGUAUUCAAAUAAUUAAAAUAUUUAUUAGUAUUAGUAUUAAUACGUAAAAUACCAAAAAAUACAAAUACAAAUUUAAUUGUAUAUUUUAUUUAAAUCUAAUUAACAGUAACAAAUACAAAUAAAAGUUUAAAAGAAAUAAAAUAUAAGAUAUAACACAGUUUAAAUAAAGUUGGUUUGUUGAAUUAUUAUAUUUUUAAUAAAUGUGAGAUAAACUAUUAUUACAUUUAAACUAGUGAUCAAAUCAAUGAUAAAACCUAAAAAAAUAAACAUAGGCUUCCUUGAAUUUUAAAAUUUUUAUAAUCUAUGUUAUCCAAUGUUUACUCUAAUUGUAGACAUUAAAAACAUAACAAUGAACCCAUUUUAAUUUAAUAAUAAGAAUUAUAGUUGUUUAGCUAUAAUCAGAGUUAAAAAGAAUGAAAUAAUUUUGAAAUCUAGAUUAAAAGUAGUGUAAAUAAUGGAAAUAUGCCUAAUAUUCUAUAAUACAUUGCACAAAAUAAGGUAAAAAUGUUAAAUUUUUAAUAAUUACGGUGAGUAAAUUAAGUUUUCUAAGUAUACUAUAUCACACUUCCUUGUCGGUCUCAUGAAUUUGUAUAAGAGAUUCUGAUUGUUCUGCAUCACCAUCUCUUAGCCUGUAAAUAAACAUAUAUAUUAUUAUUAAUACAAAUAUUAACAAAUAUUGUGUUUAUUUUCUUCACCUAAUUAAAUUUUUUCUCUGGCAACGACUUAGGCAAGUGUAUUCAUUUUGAUUAAAAUUAUAUUGGUGUGUUAACCAAAUUAGAGAAAAAUAAGAUACUGUUGUAGGAACUAAACCUAAAUAAAAAGAUGGUAACAAAAAUCGUUCAUGAUCAGACUUGUUUUGACUGGAGAUAACUUGCAGCAUUAUAGACAUUGGAAUAGUUAGUCCUAUUGACAUUGUCGCUAUGAUUGAUGAUGUCAACAAACAUCCCCUACCAUAAAAUAAACAUUUAAAAUAAUUCCAUAAUGUAACAAUUAAUAUACUUUUUACCAUAACCAUAUUAUUUCUGGUAACGUUGCUUUUAUGACUCCGUUUAUUAAUAUCGAUAUCACUUGGUGCUUAUUAGGCCACUCGAAGGUUUCAAGUUCGAAAUAAUGAAGAAAAAUAAAUAACGGCCAGAACAUAAGUACAUUAAAAAGACCAACAAGACCUUAAAAAGAAACCUUUUAACUAAUAAUAUGUAAUAUAAUUAUAUAAAAACAAAAUGUAAUACAUAAUACAAAUAUUACCAAAAUACAAUGUGAUAUCUAACUUAUCUUCAUGAUCUACCCAAGAUCGUAAUGUUACAAUAUUUAACGCAUAAAAAACAGCACCAAAUAAUGAUAAGGUAAAUCCAAUAUUCAUUUCACUAAAACUGGAAUGAAAAUCUGGUAAUGUAAUUAUAACCUGCAAAUAACAUUAUAUUUAAUAAUCAAUAAACUAAAUAUUUUAAUAAAUUUCUUAGUUUGUUUAAAACAUUAUAAGUUCGUAACAUAAUAAUAGUAUAAUUAUUAUUUUAAAUUACAAAUAAAAACAUACAUUAACAUUUUAAAUAUAAUAUUUCUUAUUUUAAUCAAACUAUUAUAGUAUUUUUGAAUAAAAGCUAGUACACACAUUUCCAGUUAUACUGAAUAAUACAGUUAUAAGUUUAGCAACCGUAAAACGAUCUGCAGAAGGUGUAACAAAACACAAAGAUAGGAGAAGAGUGAAAAAGCUAGUCGUAGACAUUACAACACACACUAGGGUAUGUUCCAUAUAAACCAUAGAUACUUGAUGUAAUAAAUUAGCAACACCCCACUGUAAAAUAAAAAAAUUCAACAUUCAAUUAUUAGUUUAAAUUGAAUUAACUAAUAAUGUAAUAAUUUUGUUUCGUAAAAAAAAAAAACCUAGAUUAAAUUAUCACUAAUCUAAUAACUAAUAGUAAAAAUAAUAUUUAUUAUUGAUUAGAUUUUAAAAAUGUUAUCCCUACACAAUAAAACAAAGCUAAAGUAGGAAUUAAUGUAAUAAUUUCAUUCAUUGUAUUAUUAAAUUGAGGUUAUUUUACGAGUAUAAUUUUUUUUAAUUAAAUAAAUGUAAUAAUUUUUAAAUUAUAAAAACUAAUUAAUUAAAUCUAAAUUUUAAAAAUCAAAUUUAAAAUGUAUAGGAGAUGAAAAGUUAAUUUUUUAUAAUAUUUAUUAUUAAAUGGAUAUUUAAUAAGAAAAUCAAUAGCACCUAGUUUAUUUGUAUCAUAUAACAUAAAUUAAUUCAAUUGAACAUAAUUAUUAAUUAUUGCCUAAGAUAUAUUCUUAAAAAUAAUUUUAUUCUAGUUUGAUCAUAUUUUAAUUUAAUUUAAGCACUGUUAAAAAAAACAAGGGUUAAAUGAGUAGACAAUAUAUAUAAAUUGAAACAUAAUUUUGUAAAUACAAAUAGAGAGUAUUUCUUUUAUUAUGACCCAGUGAUUUCUUAGAGUAUAUAAAUUAAAUUAAAUUUCUAUUUUUUCAACCAUUAUGUAAUUAUUCAAGUAUUAUUUUAAAUUUUCUUUUCAAAUGUUUACCCCUAUUCCUUAAGUUAGUAUCAACUUUUGCCUUUCAAACAGCAGACUCCUUUUCAAAAACAAAUUUGAAAAAUAAUUUUUUUUCUAAAAAUGUUUAUAUUCAUAACACUAACAUUUACCAUUUAUAAAUUCUAACAGCUUUGAAAUUAGAAAAAAGAAGUAGGGAAUAGUAACAAAUUGACCAUAAUAAUGUUAAUGGGCCAUUAUAAAAGAAUAAACAUACACAUAUACAUGUUUAUUAAUUCUUACAAGUGGUGCUACUGUAAAAGCAAGUUUUGCAGUUUGGUGUAGAUUUAGUAACUGUCUUGAUAAACGACAUAUUUCUCUUGCCCGUAAUGUAGCAGCAUAUGAUAAACGAGCCAUUAAUGCUUCCUGAGCUUCUGUUUCUGACAAAUGUCUAACCUAUAAUAAUUAAUACACAAUUUGUCUAAUAUUUUUGUAGUUAAAUAAAUACCUAAUAGAAUACCUAAAAAGAAUUUCUUAAAAUUCAUUCCUAAUAUUAUGCAUAUAUUAUUGUCAAUAUAGGAUUAUCUCAGAUUAAUAUUUUGAUGAAAGAUAUCCUGGCUAGCUGCAUUAUUUUAAAUGUCUUUAUAUAGUUUAUAGUUCUUGACAGCCAUCGGUAGCUAUGGAUUAUAAAUAUAGUGUUAUCCUUAUGCUAAUAAUUCAGUCAACAUUCAUUUUUUUUUUCAAUCGGGUUCUGUGCGAGGGGAAAAUGUAGAAAAAUUACAUUUUUUAUUCUAAAUAGUCAUUUUGUAAAAUAUAUUACUCUACAAAUUUUAAUAUAACAUACAUUCAAAUCCGAUCAAUAGUCUCAUAAGCUGUUUUAAUUUCUAGAAAAUUGAUGUAAAAACAAUUAAUUUUCACUAGAAAACAAGUUACACAAUAAGGAAUCACAAUCACCAUGUUAACUUUAUAUCUUCUAUUAAAUAUUAAUUGUUUUUACGCAUAUUUCCUACACAUUAAAGCCACUAUAACUAAAAAAUUAUUAAUCUAAUCUGAAUGUAAAUUACAUUAAAAUUUUUAAAAUAUAUUUUACAAAAUCGCUAUAUUGAAAAUUUUAAAAAUAGGAAAAACAUUGUUAUUUCUUUUAUAUAGUCAAGCGAUGAGAAUAAAAAUGUAAUUAUUUUCUACACAUGUAUUCCCUUCACACAAUACCUGAUUAAAAGAAAAAUGAAUAUUGACAGAGUUAUUAACAUAAGGAUAACACUGUAGGACACCUAUAUACCCAUAUAAGAUUGUUUACAAUUAUGCAAGUUCAACAAGUGACUGUGGCAUGUACAUUAAGGAAAAGUGAAGUUUUUUUUAUCAAAUUAAAUAGUGUAAUGGGCAUAUCUCAAUUUAUUCCAAUAUAUGAUCUAAUGUGUAAACCAAAUGUAUUAAUUACCAAUGAAUUUUAAGAAAUACUCUAUACUUUUUCUAUUAUUUAUUUAAAAUAAUUAAUUGUUUAGAAAAACUUUUUUUUUUAAAAACAUAUAAGACUAAUCUAUUUCAAAAUUAUUAUUUAUUUUAGAUAUGGUACACAGGAAUAUGUAAACUACUGAAUUAAGAUUUCUUUAAUAAAUUAUAAUUAGUCAUUAAUUUAUUAUGCACUUAAUCUAAGUAAUAUAAGAAUUUAAAAAUCAAAAACAUUUUGCAACUCUUGGUGUUGACAAAAUGAUCUUUUAAUGAUUAGAUAAUUUUCGGAAAAAAAAAUUAAAAGACUGUACAAAUAUUAGCUACGCACAUUGAAACAGCGGCUAGUUAACUUUUUUUUUCCCUAAUUUGCUUUUGUUUUAUCAUGGUAAAGGACUCAAACAAUUUAAAUGGGUACAUUCUGAGUAUAACUAUUUUUUUUUUUUUACCAGCCUUCAAAGGUAUUUUAUAAAAUAAUCUGUACACCAAAUUUUGUGAACCUCACAAGCUACAAAAACUUCUAAUUAUUUUUGGCACUCUGAAAAUUAAUCCAAAUGUGGUCAAAAAUAGACAUUUAUUAUUUAUAGUUUUUGAUAUUUUGAUAACAAAGUAUUUUUUUUAAGUGAGAAUAAGUCUAUCUGGCUUAGAUUUAGUGUUACAAAUGUUCAAACAUGCCGUGUUUUAGUGCAUUCACUCGGACAAUUUUAAUAAAAAAUAACCCUCAAUUUGUUGUGCGAAACCACGCAAAAUAGGUAACAAGGUAAAUUGAAAAAGCAUUAUAGGUUUAUGUAAAAUUUUAGUUAUUACUAUAAAAUUAAAUAUGAUAUGUAAGUUUUGAUUAUACCAAUGGAUAAGCACUAAAAAACACACAUUCUGUAAUAAAAAAAAAUUUGAAAAUGUUAAAUUAUAACUAAGAAAUACGUAAAACAGAAAACGCGAACUUCAUGAAGUUUUCCCCCAUAACUUCCAAACAAAGUUUGUCAGACUUUUUUUUAGAUUCUUAAUUUACACGCAAACACUCAUUUUGAAAAAAAAAAUUAAAAAAUGAACUUUGGUCAUAAACUAGAUUUAUACCAAAAAUACUGUUAUAGUACAUUGAAAAUUGGCAGAACUUUGCACUCAAAACAUUCAUUGGAAUUUUAUAUAAACUAUAAAGGGAAUUUGAGUUAUUUUACAAUUAAAUAUAUGGAUACACGUGUGACAUACUGUUAAUGUAGGCACACCACUCCAUGUCUUCAUAUAUAGUUAUUAGAUUAAUUUUGAUUGAAUCUAGUGUUAAAAGAAUACAAACACUGUUAUGUAUUAUUUACCAGUUAGCUUAGUAAAAGGAUGAAAAAACAUACAACACUUGAAUAUAGUAUAAAUUAAUGUGUAAUAUUCUUCUUCUUUCGCACAUCAUUUUAUUUCUUUACUAUUUGGAUUGGCCACUUUAACUUUAAGUAUACAUUAACUCGGUCUCACAUAUCAAAUUUCACACCACCAUAAUUUUCAUAUCACUUUGAAUUUUGUAUGAUCAUCACCGUUUUAGUUUAAACCUUCCAUUCAUUGACACUCAUUUAUAAAACAUUUUUGACUCAUGUCUAAAUCAUACGUCUCUCACAGUAUUCUGUAAUUUCAUCAAAUAUUAAAACACUGUAUAAAACUAAUAUAGAAAAAAAUCUUCCUAUAUCUGCUGCUCAGACUUAAAAUAAUAUAAAUAACUAGUAUUUUUUUGAUAAAAUAAAAUUUGGUUUAAAUUAUUUAUUCAGAUUAAUAUGAGUGCAAAUUUCUGAAAAAGUAUAGUACUGACUCAUAUUACUCUAAUAAGAGAAAUAUAAUUUUAAAAAUAUUUAAUGAAACAAUUAAUUAUUCAUCUACCAUACAUAUAUAAUUGUAAACAUAGUAAUUACAGCAAUAAAUAAUAAUAUAAUUUAUAACUAAACAAUUUUUUUUUACUACCUCUGCAACUUUGUUGAACCGAACUACUUUACUACUUGACUUAGCAUUUCCCGAUUCAUCACUUUCAGUACCAGAAGUCACACUAGGAUUUUUAAUCGGAACAUAGCUAGCUGAACUCUAUAAAAAAAUAUUUUUUAAAACAUUCAAAAAUCAAAUCAAAUUUAACAGGUAUUAAUUGCUUAUAAAAAAUUUCAAUACAAAAUAUUAAAAUCUUAUUUAAAGAACAAUUUUAUCUUUUAGUGUAAAAAAUAUACAUAAAACAUUGCAAAUUAGUUAGUUAUUUACGUCCCUCAAUUUAAAUUAAAUUUGUUAACUUAUUAGCAAAUUUAUGUUUAAUUAUAAAUAAUUUAUAUAUAAGUUUAAAAAUUAAGAAAAUAUGUAUACCGGAUUAUGUCGGAUACAUGAUACAUAUUAUAGUAACCAAAAAAAAAAAAAUGCUUACUAAUCUUUCAGCUUCAUCAGUAAAAAUGUUUUCAUCUUCUUCAUCAUUAUCAUCAUCAUCAUCCAUUUUAUCAAAAUUAAUAAACUGAAAUAUGAAAAUAGAUGAAUUGUAGAACGGUAUUAUAUUAGAAUUUAAAUAUUGUAAAUAAAUUAUUAAUAUCCAAAAUUACCAUAUAGUUUGUUUGGUUUCCACACGGCUUCCGUAGUUCUUUAAAUAUUAUAUAUAUCAGAAAGUAAAUUGUAAAUAUAGAUGCUUUAGUAUAAGCAAAAAAAAAUGGUUUUUUAUAAUCAUCAUUUUUGUAAGGAACAUACUGAAAAAUAAAUAUUUUAUAGGUAAUGAUUUAUAAUUAUUGCAAAAUAAUUAAAAUAUUAAUCAAAAUCUCCAUGAAAUUAAUAUAAUUAUGGAAUAUAGAUUAACAUAAUAUAUCACUCGUGUUUGUUUUAAAGAAAACUCUCUUAAUGUUUAUGGGUUUUAACUUAUGGGUUACACAACUUACAUUUGUGAAUUUUGAUGACAAGAUCCAUAUUAUAUCUGCCAAUAAUAGUAACAACAAACCAAGUGUCAGUCUUUGAGACGGAUUGUGCAUUUUUGAAGCAACAAUAAACCGUUAUGGCAAAAACAAUUCCAUUAGGUCAUCUAAUAUUAUAUAAUUACACACAAAAUUAAGAAAACAAUUAAACAAAUAUGUUAGAAACUAGUUAAACUAGAAUACACAAUUUUAUUAAAUGAUCACAUUUCUGCAGUUUUUUAAAUAAAUAUUUACACAAAAAUUUAUUACAAUUUUCAUGUUUUACCUAUCCCUUAUCAGAGAUUGAAUAAUAUUGAUCUAUAAAUUAAAUGUGUUUCGUGAAAUGUUGUCG